AUGGUUGUGCUUGUUGCAUCAUUUUCGCUGAUAUUCGUUGGCGGCAUUGACCCUGAUGUUACUGAAGAAGACCUUAGAGAACCUUUUACUCAGUUUGGCAAGGUUGUUUCAGUGAAGAUCCCAGUAGGCAAAGGAUGUGGAUUUGUCCAAUUAGAUAACAGUGGAGAGGAGACUCAGGGCAGCAGUGGAAUGGAGGAUACUCCCAACGAGGACAAGGUUACUACAAUGGAUGAGGAUAUGCUAACCACCACAACUCCAACACCUAUCCUGCUGAGACUUGAAGAGAAAGAGACUCAAAAUUUGAUCCAUGAUCAUCUGAUGGUAAUUAAGCCUCUUGUGAUUUGA
Molecule: messenger RNA, 345 nt
Organism: Eruca vesicaria subsp. sativa (arugula)
Lineage: Eukaryota; Viridiplantae; Streptophyta; Magnoliopsida; Brassicales; Brassicaceae
Source: the annotation of a GenBank genome assembly